Teleopsis dalmanni is the source of this 1743-nucleotide messenger RNA. Its product is annotated as protein Tube-like. NCBI's taxonomy places the organism in Eukaryota, Metazoa, Arthropoda, Insecta, Diptera, Diopsidae. Gene Ontology annotation, biological process: signal transduction. The transcript is spliced from 2 exons. Gene Ontology annotation, molecular function: protein binding. The coding region runs from base 167 to 1525 and encodes 452 amino acids. The record is from RefSeq and is a predicted model, not a curated record.
UGAACAGCUGUUUGGAUAUAUGUGGAUAACAAGUUGCAGAAAAACCCAAAGACGCGUUGGGAGAACUUGUUGAUUAUUCCUUAGUUAAGAUCUAGUAAAAUUUAAAAAAAAUGUAUUAGAACACCUGAAAUACUCGUCCCCGAAAAGCAUUAUAUAAGAACGGCAAAUGUAUACACGUAAGACAGAGCUGCGUCAUCUGCAACCAAACGAUGUUUACAAACUUGGUCUUAUACUGGAUGACAACAAUUGCUGGAAGAAAUUGAUGGAAGUGAUCCCAAAAGAGCUGAACAAUGAAGUAAGCAGUGACGACGGUAUGCUUGACUGGGAUCAAGCCAUCUCAGCGGCUGGCUUGAAAUACAAUAACGACGACAUAUGGCUUAUAGAAAGCGCUACUAAGCGACCUGGUGAAUCUAGAUUAUUUUCACAGAUUUUGUUUGACGAGUGGAGCACCUCUGGUCGUAGAUUUGAAAGACCCACAAUUGGAGUACUGAUACAACUGCUCUUGAAAGCAGAGUUAUAUCGUGCUGCAGAUUUUGUAGCUUUAAAUUUUCUAAAUGAACCUCCACCUGCGCGACCAACGAACGGUCCAGCUGCUAAAAUCGAUAUUUCGCUCCCAGAUGAUUUAUUUAAUGAUAUUAAAGAUAUUGUCAAUGACAGUUCCUAUUAUCCUGGAACAGAAACAAUCAAUCACAAUGCUAAUUAUGCGAACAGUUCAACUCAUAAUAAUAAAGAUUUCUAUACCAAAUAUCAAAGAAUCGAAAAACAAGUACCCAUUGAUAACAACGAUGCACCCAAACCGCCACCAAGAGCAUUGCGUGCCGCGCGUCUACAAACAGAGCAAGCAAAUGAAGCGAGCACCGCUGAAGCUGGCAGAAUUUAUGAGAAUAAUGUUAAUGAAGCGGUGGAUAAUUCGUUUACUGCUAGUGGCGCAAUAAUUUCACAAAAUAUACCAAAAUUUUCUGCACUCAUGACAAACGAAAACGAAAGUAAACAAUCAGUAUCAGCGGAAACUAACGCACAAUCACAAAACACAGAAUCCACCAACCUCAGCGAAGCACCAAUUCCUAUGUUAAGCGUUCUUGUGGAAAACUCAACAAAGAGCAUCGAUAAUGCAACACAUACAAUUCACUCCAUGACUGACAAUGAGAUUUUGCCUAAUAUAAGUGUAUUAAAUUUGAAUGGCGAACGAGAUGAUAGUGAGCUGCUACCCAUUAGCGCUAUACUCAAUGGUAGCAUUUCACCCCAAUUCAGUGAGCACAGUCAUCGUAGCAGCUUAAGUAACGAUGAUAGUAUCGGUGAUGAUAUGGAACUACCUGCAAACCUCAACGGCGACGAUUCAGAUAACGAUGAUGAUGACAAUUCAAUACCCAACUUAAGUAUCUUAGAACAACGAAGUUCCAACAAUGAUUCCAGCCUAACAACGGUCACUGGCACCAGUGGCGAAAACAGUUUCGAAUUAAGCAUGAACGACUCUAGUUCCGCUUCGAACGAGAACAUUCCUUGCUUAAGCGCACUAAAGCCAUAAAAAUGCACUCAAUUAUGUACGUAAAUAACUAAUUUUUAUUGAAAACAUAAAAAAGGUAAGAAACGUAAAUGACAUUCCUUUUGCAUAUGAGAUUUAUGCAGAUUCGCUUAUUAUUAUUAUAAUUUUUUUUAUUAUUUGUUUUUAUUAUUUUACGAAUGUGGUAAACCAAAUUAUACAAAACUUUUACAAUUCGAUGUUACUCAUAAAUGUUUACAAAU